AUGUGUGGCGAGAAGUGCUUUGACGAGAACAAGGGCUGGUACACUGGCAGUAUGAGGUCCUCGGAGAUAAUGGUGCCCCGCGCGGCGCUGGCAUGCACCAGCUACGUACUGGAUGGCGAGAGGAUGGGACUCCGAGUCUUCAUGGCCCACAUGCAACAUCUCAUGGAGAUGGUCUGGGAUGGCAAGGAGUAG
Molecule: messenger RNA, 192 nt
Organism: Penicillium chermesinum
Lineage: Eukaryota; Fungi; Ascomycota; Eurotiomycetes; Eurotiales; Aspergillaceae
Exons: 1
Coding region: 1-192 (63 amino acids)
Source: RefSeq, a predicted model, not a curated record